AUGGGUCUGGGCAAUCACAUGGGUCUUGGCGAUCACGUGGGUCUUGAUGAUCAUGUGGGUCUUGGCGAUCACGUGGGUCUUGAUGAUCACAUGGGUCUUGGCGAUCACGUGGGUCUGGAUGAUCACGUGGGUCUUGCUGAUCACGUGGCCCUUGGUGAGGCUGAUGAUCUGGUGGAGCAAUUGAGGAGUGAAAAUGUGCUCCUCAACUUCUCCAACGACUCUAUGUUGCUAAGAUUUGAAGAAGACAACGACUCUCUGUUGCUGAAAUUUGAAGAAGACGCUGGCGACGAGCAGCGAAGGGUUGUGGAUCCAGCAAUCGUGUUGAAGGAAAGCCAGAGAGUAGUAUCAAUGUCUUAUCGGAUUUCUUCCACAAGAGCGCCAUCAAUCUCCUACGCCGAACCGCCACUGGCCCAGAAAAUAACCGACGAACCAGUCACCCAGAAAACAGCCCAGAGCACCGUCACCUCCGUUUAUCAAACCCACAUCGCAGGCCACUGGAGAAACAUAACAGUUUUAUGGUGCAAGAACCCCGUGAGCCAUUCCGUCACCAUUUCCGUAGACAGCGUUCACGGCGAUUUCCAUGGUUCUUGCCGGAUCGAUCUCAAACCGUGGCAAUUCUGGUGCAAGAAAGGGUUCAAAACCUUCGACGUCGACAGCAACCAAGUCGAGGUCUACUGGGAUUUGCGGUCGGCCAAAUUCUGCGGCAGCCCCGAGCCGGCGUCCGAUUUCUACAUCGCGGUCGUUGCCGAGGAAGAGGUGGUGCUGUUGUUGGGUGAUUACGGCAAGAAGGCUUACAAAAGGACCAAAUGCCGGCCUCCUCUUGUUGAAGCGGUGAUGUUUUACAAGAAGGAGCACGUGUUCAACAAGAAAUGUUUUUCCACGAGAGCGAGGUUCGAUCCGAGGAAGAAGGAGCAUGAAAUCGUGGUGGAGAGUUCGACGUCGGGGUCGAAAGAUCCCGAGAUGUGGAUAAGCAUAGACGGGAUUGUGUUGAUUCACAUCCGAAACUUGCAGUGGAAAUUCCGGGGAAACGAGACCGUUCAGGUUAACAAGCUGCCGGUGCAAGUUUACUGGGACGUACACAAUUGGCUGUUCUCCACGCCGGGCUCCGGCCACGGCCUGUUCAUCUUCAAGCCGGGGCCGAUGGAGACCGAAAGCGACGUCGAUGAGAACAGCCGGUGCGGCGACAGCGACGACUGCAGCAGUAGCAAUAGCAGGUAUUACUCGACUCAAAGUCAGUCCAAAGAAUCGGAAUUCUGCCUCUUUCUUUACGCUUGGAAGCUCGAAUGA
Molecule: messenger RNA, 1287 nt
Organism: Diospyros lotus (date-plum)
Lineage: Eukaryota; Viridiplantae; Streptophyta; Magnoliopsida; Ericales; Ebenaceae
Exons: 3
Coding region: 1-1287 (428 amino acids)
Source: RefSeq, a predicted model, not a curated record